AUGACUCUCAUCGUGUUGAGCAUCGAUCGGAACGAACUCAGGACGAACCAGAAAUUGCAGAAACAGCUCGUUGGGCACAUUAUAGGGUCGUCAGCCCAGUCACUGCUAGUCGUGGCAUACCCGACGUUCAACGCUGUGUUUCUUCAGCUCUCAGGACGGCAACAAGCGGUUUUCAUGCUCGUUCUGCCUGUGAUCAAGUUCAUCACUAAGCAAUUUAUCGCUAAAGUUGCGACCUAUCUACACGACUACAUCGGUGCUCUCAUCAUAUUCUCGGUGAAUGUUUUCAACGUUUUGUAUGUGGCUAUCUGCAUGCAAACGGCGCGUUCGUCUCUCACGACUGUACUGGUGAUGUCGACCGAUAUUUUCCACAUCCUUCUCGCUCUCCGAAGUAUUUGCCACCUCACAAACAAAAUUCAGCCGCAAAAGGAAGAUAACACGAACUACCUCGACAAACUACUGACAUUUCUCGACAAAUUUAAGCCUACGACCAAGCCAUACAGUGGCUCAAUCCGCCUAAUGAUGCCAUACAAGUUGCCACUCUCUGAUGCCAGUGAAGCGCUCCUUCUUGCGCUAGACCAGAAAUGGAAUCGUACCACUACAGUGACGAAUUCCAAACAGGAAUGA
This is a messenger RNA of Phytophthora infestans T30-4, 624 nucleotides long. RefSeq lists its product as uncharacterized. Bases 1 to 624 code for a protein of 207 amino acids. The transcript has a single exon. The record is from RefSeq and is a predicted model, not a curated record. NCBI's taxonomy places the organism in Eukaryota, Oomycota, Peronosporomycetes, Peronosporales, Peronosporaceae.